AGCGCAGCACUGGCCGGAAUGUUGUGUACUGUUUUAAUGUGAAACAUCGUCCUCAUGUGGCGUUAUAUAUGGCGGCUGUGCCUAUAUACCUCAGCAUUUUGUUUGCGAUAGCAUUUGCUAGCUUAAUAGUUCAAGGGGAUGAGUCUGAAGUACCACAGCCGCAGCUCAUCAUUGUGCCGGCCCAGCGCCAUGUGAUUGUGGAAAAGAGAUCCCCGCUGCUUUUGAAUUGCUCUGUGCAAGUGGUGAAACCCAAAGACUUUGGGCCACUUGAGUUCAUAUGGCGAAAAAAUGGUUUGACCUUAGAAGGCAAGCAGGACAGGAGGAUAGAAGUGUUUGCAAAUGGGUCAUUGUACUUACGUCGAGUUGUACAUCGGAAGCGACGAGCUAAUCGUUUAAGUGAUGAAGGAUUGUACGAAUGCGUCGCAGGAAACAAGAAUGGUCGUGUGGUGGCACGACGGGUCCAUGUGGAAGUGGCAGGUAUUUCACGAAACUUCACUCAAGAACCUAAAGCAUUUGAAGCUUUCAUUGGUGGCACUGCUCGAUUUGAAUGCAGCAUACAAGCCACUCCCCCAGCUGUGAUUGUUUGGCAGAAGGACAAUUCCCAGCUUCCCUCAAACAAUGACAGAUUUAUACAGUUUCCUACCGGAGCCUUGCAGAUACAAAAUGUGCAAGCUUCUGAUGCAGGGAUGUAUCGCUGCAUGGCUGCACAGAAUUUCAACAGUUUGCAGGAUGAGGUGGACAACAUCAAGUGGAAGUGGUCACGACAAGGAACGCUUACUGUCAACCCUUCUUCAACAAGGCGCCCAAUCCGAAUGCUGGUGGCUCCACACAACACUACAGCCAUGGAUGGACAGACAGUCAUGCUGGAGUGCUUAGCGGAUGGAAACCCCAUGCCCACCAUAUCAUGGCAACGUGCAGACAAGCGGCCAUUGAUGGACAGGGUGCGCAUAGUUGGGCAAGGCAGCCUGGUCAUUGAAAAUGUUAGAAGGACUGAUGAAGGGAUGUAUCAUUGUCAUGUUACAGUGGGUAGUAAAACUCUAAAUGCCAGUGCACAUUUGGAAGUGCAGACAUUGCCAGUAAUUACAGAUGCUCCCAAAUCCAAUCGGUGGCCAUUGGCUCGUGUGGUGAACCUAGUUUGUGAAGUGUCCGGUACGCCCAAGCCAAGUAUCAGUUGGUACUUCAAUGGUGUACCUGUCUCCAGAGCAGGCAUUGGCCGGUAUGAGCUCAAGAAAGAUUCACAGAGUCUGUUCAUGUACAACGUUGAUCUCAUAAAUACUGGCUACUACCAAUGUGUGGUUGAGAAUCCUAUUGGUCAGGUUAUUGCUCUGGCACUUGUCGAAGUCUUCUUCAACAAGGAUGCCCCACAAGAGCCUGUAGACCUAACAGUCACUCCUUUAAACAGCACCAGCCUGUUGAUCACUUGGAAACAGGUGCACCCUGUGACACCCAUUCUCACUUAUGUUAUCCAUGCCUUUUCUUUGGAAGACACAACCCAUCCGUCCCAGAAGUUCCAUCACGGCACCCUAGAAGAGCAGCAGUCCUUUAACUUGACCCUUUUGCAGCCUAGCACACUGUAUUCCAUCCGAGUUCAGGCUUACAAUGCUAAAGGAGCAAGCAAAUUGUCUGAGGCUGUUGAAGCACGCACAGAAGAAGAUGUACCAAGAGGGAAGCCAACAUUUCAGUUGAUCCCUUCGGCUGACAGUUUACUGGUGAAGUGGGAUGAGAUGCCACUUGCUGAACGUAGAGGCGUCAUUACUAAAUACCGCCUGCAGUAUCGCUCUAGUUUGCAGCCCAGUGACAUUACCACUCAUAUAAUCAAUGGUUCCGAGACAUCCUACACAAUCACAGGUCUGAAGCCAGAUACACAAUAUGAAGUCAGACUGCUGGCAGCAACACAGAAGGGCUUUCCACCUGAGGAUGAUUGGCAAUGGUCAUUUCAUAAAACACUUGAGGCUAGUCCCAUUGGGCAGCUGCCAGGUCUGAAGAUUGAAGUCCUCAAUUCUUCUGCAGUUCAGGUUCAAUGGGAGGCUCUUGACUUGACAAGCCCAGACAACAUCAUUGACACCAUUCGUUUGAUAGAGCUGCGGCUUCUGAAUGGUCAGCACAGUCCCAUUCUUCGUGUACCUGUGGACCCUCCUGCUGUCUUCUAUGUCCUUGGUGGACUGGAUAAUGACACCUAUUAUGAGGUAACAGUAUAUGCCAGCAGGAAGGAUGUGCAAGUCUCUCACACAUUUCGCAUAUUGGAUGGGCUGCUGCCUCCUGUUCCCAAAGAUAUACAAAUGCACCCAAAUAGCCCUACCUCCAUCAUACUUGAGUGGAGGCCAUCUGCUUUGCGAGAUGACAUCACUUGCUAUGAGGUGUGCUACUCGCUGAGCUCAGCACCUCCCAGUGACAUUGGAAAGUGCAUCAGCAGUGACAGGCCAUCUGUGGUUAUCAGUGACCUCAUGCCCUUCACUUUGUACCACUUUCACAUCCGCAUCAACUUGCAGCAUCAAGAAGGCCCAUUUACAACUAUCACUGGCCACACCACAGAAGACAAGCCUGGGCCACCAGUUAAUCUGACCUAUGGUGUUGUGAAGCCAGGGUCAAUACGGCUGCAGUGGAGUCCCCCAUCCAGACCAAAUGGCAUCAUCACAUCAUAUGUCAUUUUUUACAAUGUCGACAAAGAUGUUCCUGACACUAUGUGGAAAAACUUAACUAAGACAGGCAAGCAGACUGUGGCUCAAGUUGAUGACCUAGACUUUGAUCGGUACUUCUUUAAGAUGUCUGCAUGUACUAAAGCAGGUCUUGGUAACCCAACAAAAGUCAUUAUUGUGUAUCCAGAUUGUGCACCAGACUCCUGCAAGCCAGGAGAAACAGCAGAGCAAAAGCUGCUGCAGCUAACUGACCGACAAAUUGGGAUCAUUGUUGGGGUAUCCAUUGGUGUGGCAUGCAUCAUUAUUUGUAUUGUAGUCAUCGUGUGCCGCCACAGGUGCCUGAGCAUCUCUAGCAUGGUGGAUGGCAGCAGAGCUUGUGGUGAAGGUGCCCCAGUUUACCACGGUAAUGGACAUGUUCCUGGUGGUUAUGGCAAUGGUCAUGCCAAUGGACCUUUGGCAAGCAGUCAGUUUCUGGGCCUGGAAAUGACCGCCUUGGAGACUAUGCCCAUGCUAACCAAACUUGCAGAGAAUGAGCAAUCAGAUGCCAAGGGUGGUGGGGACAUGAUUGUCACCCCAAGUGGUGUACGCAUCAAUGGUUUUGUCAAAACUAAUGGCCAGUUGCCCAAUGGUCACCUGCCUCAUGGUCAUCUUGAUUUGAGUGGCACAUCAGAGGAACAGCACAGCUUAAUUGCAGCCAUGAUUGCUUCAGCCAAUGGGAACUAUACCAUGGACAGCAGAGACGUCACUCUGUCAUCCAGCAAUACUAACCUCGACCCUGAAGAGGACUCUCUCAAUGAUAUUGACAACUCUGAUGCAGAUACAGACAUUCUUGCCAUGGGCUGUGACCAGCUCCUUUCUACAGUCGAAGGUGACCUGCAUGCUGCAUCCCAGAUGUCUGACACUGAUGACCUUGACCACAAGAUAGGAGGAACAACACAGCAGUCGGAGGCUGGUGCUCAGACAGGGCACAGUAGAAUUCUCACUGACAGGGAGGAGCUCGCCCCUCCUGUAGAUGGAGGUGCAGUUCGAUUGCAGGACAAGGUCCCAGCCAGGCCGCUGCCAGUCUGCCUAGAGGUGGCAGCACCUGGGCAUAAUGCAUUGUGGGGUGGUGGCAGUGUUGGUGGUGAGGAGGACUGCUGGCAGAAACAGGGCUAUUGCCAACAAGAGCAAUAUGACCAGCAGUCCACAACCGCAGCCCCAACCACCCCGACAUGCAUCUCAGGAAACCAGGUUUGUCACUGCCACCAUUACAUCCCCGGCGGCCAGCUACCUCACAGCACCACAGUCAGGGCCAUCACUACCUCUCCUCCAGUCUGCCCCCACCCCAACCUUCACCCCCUUCAUCACUGCCUGUGUCACCUCUAACAAACCAACAGGAGUGUAAGAUUAGUGGGGGUUGGAAUGAAGAAGGGAUUGGAGGAUUACACAGGGAAGGAGGUGUGAUUUUUGCACCUCCGCCAUCGUUACCUCAGGCGACCAUGUCGCAGCAGGCAGCAGAAGCAACGUGGGCAGCAGCUUCGUGUGCAGCAGUUUCCCCUCCUUUUGCUGUGGAGGGAAUGCAGCAACCCAAGGGGGUCCAUCCAUCACCCUCUAUGGCUGAGAGGCAUCAGCAGAAGGCACAAAUGGGCUCAGGGGUGCACCCUGUGUGCUAGAUGCCACCGUUCAGGCUUUAAGGGAAGUGGUCCAGGGCAGGCCUGUCUAAGGCCCCUGCUGCCUGCUCUUACUCAUCACCACCCUUGCCUCAGGCUGUCCCCUUCUUUCUGGAUCAGGGAUUGGCAGUUACCACGGGGUAACAGCUUGCUGGAGAACAGUGGUCUUCACUUGGAGGAUUUUUACAAGCCAUGGGAUGGGCUCACUGCUCCAACUUACUACCUCCAGGAGUGUUGCUGUUUGGCUUUUGCCACACAACUGAGAGCCUGGCUGCCUGUGUGUGCCUGGCAGCAGGUUUCCCUGUGAUUGAACACAGGCUGCAGCCAGUGUGAUGCAUUGUGGACAGGGAGAACAGUUGAGAGUGGCACUUCGCUGUUUAAAACUACCGAAGACGUGUGGAAUGAGGGAACGUAGAUUUGAAUACAGGGGAAACAAUGUACACAGUAGAGCAUUCUGAAAUUUAAUUGUAAGCACAUUUAUUGCAGUCAGCUGUUCCUAUGUAUGACUGCUAUUUUAAACAUCAGCAAAGAUAGAGAAAAUUGUUGAGCCUGUUUAGCAAGAUUGUGAGAAAAUCUGCAUGCUGAGUAAUGGGAGGAAAAAAAACUAUAGAAUCCCUGAUAGCUAUUGGUGAUACAUAGCACUGUGGAGAUAUAUAGGGCUAGGAGGCUAGUCAGGUGACAUCAGCAGUCAAACUUUUAGGUUGGGCUUACCAGUCAAGAAAACAGUAUGCAGUUCCACCCUAUGAGUACUUGAAAGUAGUGGACCUGAAUCUCUCUCACCUCAGUCCAGAUUUGCAAACCAUAGGGUUAUUUCCAUACAGAGGAAGGACAAACACUAUCCCCAUAUCACAGACCCCCAGAUCACAAUUAAACAGCGAAGUGCAUUGGUAGUUUUUUUUUUAAUGGUUGAUAAGGAAGCAUAGACUUCAUUUUAUUGUUUUUAAAUCAGCAACCUAUCUUUUUUUAAAAAUCAUGGAACUUGUGCAUUUUUUCUGGGGCAAAAAUGUCUGCAAGCUGCAAGGACAAAGUAUAUGAUUAACAGUAAGCUGAAUGGUAGAAUUCUGCACACCUUUCUAGAUAUUGUUUGUCUUUAAUGCGGGUACUGAUACUAUACACACAGAAUCAAUCCUUUCCCCAAUAUAAACCCCUUAUACCAUGCUCUCCUCAUGAAGUCCUCUGGACUUUUCUUAACGUUACCUCAGUGAAAAAUUUCCAUCAGGGGUGAAUAGUUUAUUUGUUUCUAGUUUUUUUAAAAAUAAUCAUCUAAUGUGCUUCUACUGCAUUUACGUAAUUAAUACUAUUAGUUGUAUUAGUUGACUGAUAAUAAUUUGUAUUGUUAUGUCGACAAGCAGCAGCAAAGGCUGAACUGUGUGGAAUGUGUUGAUAAUUAUUCCUUUACACUGAGCUACCCUCUCCCCCUCUUUCCUUUACUCGUUUUGUACUAGUUUCAAAUCCCCAUUUUACUGUCAUGAUGUAAGAUUCUGAACACCAGAAACACAAAAGCAACUGGCACAAAUGUAAACAUGACCUUCCUGGGAUUUGUGAGAUUCAUGAGAUCAGGAAGUUAGGGACAGAUUUGUCAUGAUGGAGUAUAUGAACUACCCUCACUCUUUCCAGAAAAAGUUAGUUCCCUCAAAAAUAUGCAGAAACUCUUCCACCUACUCAAUGCUUAUUGGUCUUGUUCCUCUCACCCCCCACCCUGUGUGAGUGGCAUGGAUGCAGAUUUAUGCAUGUGCGCGCACACACACACACAUAUAUUAUACUGCAGUGCACGUGUUUCAGGGAUUUCUGAAGUAGACAUACUUCUGAAUUAAAGUAGAACACUCUUGGGCAUUUUGAUAGGACCCUGAUGCUGGUUUCUUGUGGUCUGUUAUAUUUAAUAUUGUAUUUACAAUUUUGGUACUUAGUGUUGUGCAUGUAUGUCAGGACUACCUCAUUUCUUCGGCAAAUGGGUGACAAAAGGAAUCCUGCAAGUAAUUUCUGGAAGGACAAAGUUGUAUCCAAGGGACUGUCUCCAGCUAAACUACCUCCACUGUCAAAUCAUGGACGCUCAAUCAGACGAGUGCUUUUGGAGAACACAGUUCCCCUGCAGCAUAUACCUCUAACCAACAACCUCACUCACUCGGGUGUGGAACCACCACAGCAUACCAAGGAUUUCUCCUCUUCUCACCCCAACCAUUUUGUUUUAAUGUACUGAGUUUUUUUGUUUGUUUUUUUUUUUUUUUUUUUUUUGUUUGUUUGUAUUUUUUUUGUUUUUAUUUUGGCAACUGCUGUGGCCACAGAUCUAAAACCAAAUCUUUGAUUCAGAAUAAAAUACGGAAAAUGGAUUAUGUAAGGUGUGCAGCAUUUUCCUGCAUCAGUACUCAACAAGGAUGGCCGGGAGUAAUCCAUCUUGAUUGUUGUGAAAAGUGUGUGUUAUCCUAUUCGUGGGGAGGAGGAUGGCAGUCUUCUCAUGUGGUUUAAAAUGAGUGUGAUUAUGAUUUUUGGGGAUCUUAACAGAUCAUUGUGAGAAGUGGUAAAGAAUGUUCAGAACUGGCAAGGAACCACAGACAUUAAGAUGUUUUGCCAGUCUGCAGGAUGGUGGUAGUGCUGAAACAAACUCUCUCGUUCUUCACUUUCUUACUCUCUAAGGUGAUGAAGAGAGCUGCAUUGAAAAUGGACUCAUUUGUUGGGGCAGAUGAACAAGGACAGGUCAUUGCAGCUAUUUUCGUCUUGCAGAUUUAACUCCAAACUUCCACAACAAUAUAAAUGUGUAUUAUGGCAGCUCAUUCAGAAAGAGUUGGAAGAAAUAAUUUCUUUCUCCUCCUCGCCCUCUUUCUCCUCCCCCAAUCCCAUUAUCCUCAAAGAGGUUUUUUGUGUUUCAUACAGAUUUUUUUCAGGGGACUAGACUAUCCCCAAACCCAACUAAAAAAACAGGGCCACUUCUUGCCAAGUAGGCUAAGUUUGUGGAUCCAGCAGUUUUUGCCCUUUUAACAGUUUAGAACAGUCUUAAAAGUCAAGAAUGGACAAGAUGGCAAGUGAUUGUUCAUGAAGAUACAGGCUGAGUAGGGUUUUAUUUCAUGGUACUUUACAUUUUUCCUUCCUCUUUAGGUGAACCUAUCUUAAGAACACAAGUUGAUUUACAAUGGCAGCUGGAGUACAAUGCACAUUAUGCAGACUCACCUUUAAUCCAGGUGUCCAUAGCAAACUAAAGGACAAAUCUUGGUUUCUGAGCUGGCAGCAUAGCUCUUGUGAAACAGCACUUGCUAAACACUAGUUCCCUUUCCCUUGAUACACUACAUCCUUCCCCUUUCAGCAACUCCUGCUUUAAGGUUCUGCUUGGAUGAUUGUGAGACGAGAAUAGAACUGGCAGUCAAAAGACCAAAAGUAAGAUGUGUGAAUGCUAGGGAGUUGUAAACCUAUUUAAUAUAUUAGUAAAGUGGAAACUUCUGUUUCUUAAUACCUAAUAGCACAUGUAGAGAGCAGUAUCUCUGUUCAUGACUUGUGUCCCCUGUUUUGAUUGUUCACUAAUGACAUCUCUAUUUAAAAAAACUUGUACUGAUAGAAAAACUGUAAUGUAUACAUAGUUGUGUGUAAAAUUAAUGUACAUUUAUGUCUGUUGAUCUGUCCGAACAUCUAUAAAGGGCAGCUGCAUUGUGUUUCUUUGGUCUGUUUUAUUUUUAGCAACAGUGGGUCUUAAAGCAUUGUUGUACGUUCAGAUUAUUUCUUAAUUAAUAGUUGUUUUUUCCUUUGGGACAGAAAGUUUGAAAUCAAGGGGAGGGGGCUUUUUUAUAUAAAAUUGUUUUAUUCUUUUACUUGGUCGCACAGGAAUUAAUGUUAAAACUAAAAUGCAGCAUUUUCUGAAAUAAAACAUCUCCUGAUUUGUUUAAGAGAAUAGUCACUCAGGAAAGCAAGUGUGUCAAUUUUUACUGUUAAUAUUAUGUAUCAUCUUCUAAAAUGUGCUAUAGCCUUUUUUGCUAGAGACUGUUUGUAAAAAAAACUUUUGAGUUGUCAGCUGCCAACUUUCAGGGAAAUAUGACUUGCUGGAGUUAACUUUUGCUUGAGUGCUCAUCAUUCAAGCUUUUGUUUUACUUAGUGUGAAGCUGCACAGUCACUGCAACUACUUCCCCAUGCCACGAUCUUUGUAAGCCUAUAAUGAAUGGAGGUUUUAGUUUAGAAAUUCAUGAUUCUAGGUACUCAUUGUAAUCAUGUACCACAAUCAACAUGUCAUAUUACUGUUUAGAAGCUUGAACAUUCUGUGAAUGAUGCACCCUCUUCCAUCCCUACCCUUUUUCCCUCCUCACUCCCCAUUGUUUAUUAGUCUGCAUAGUGGCUAACCCUCAUAUUGAAGAUCAUUAAAUUGGUGUCCUCACCACAGCAUUGGGCCUUUGCCUUCGUUUGGCUUAAGGGUAUGACGGACACAAGGAUCUUCAUUCAGUAAUUGUUAUAUUUAUUGCAUAAAACAGGAAUCUCUCAUGAAAGCGGACUGUGGAUUUUAGUGUGAAUUGAUUGGAUUUUUUUGUUUGUGAGCUUAAAUAUUAUUAGAGACUAUUGCUGUUUGACUUUCUCCUCACCUGGACGUCACUGAUGCUUUUAGGGUCAGUCCACAGUGUAAGUGAACUGUGAAGGUGUUUAUCCGGUGCAAGAUUUAUGUCGAUGACUCUUGAGUCCUUUACCUCAUCAUGUUGGUCAGUGAUUAUAUAUGAACAUGUAUUAUGUGUGUUAAUGGACAGUUUGCUUUGACAACUGAACCCAUGCUUCUGACUUGUAUCUCCAUGGCACAUCCUUGUGUGUAUAUUGUACUGCUUGUUACAAAAGGAUAAUCCUCUUUGUAAAACACUGAAAUCAGCAUAGAAAGUAAUAAACAAGCAUUCUGUCUCCUUGUGGCUGCAGAGAAUACGGAAAGACAGACUUGCACAUUCUGCCUUUGUACUGUAUUGAAAAAACUCCUCAUGCAUCAUGUGGGCAUUGAGGACUUCUAAGCUUUGCAAAGAGGAUGCUCAUUAAGUUGUAUGUUGUCUUGUCAAUAAUGUAAAGGAGUCUUUGUAUCUCUCCUUGCUGUCAUGGAUAUAUGCGUGUGUGGAUGCACUUAAGCAUUUGUGUGAAAGAAACUUGUAUAGUUUUGCAUUUGGUGUUUAGUCACAUAGACAUGUAAUUAUGCAUUGCAAUCACUCACACAUCACUGGUCAAUUUAGCUGAAGCGAGAAUCCAAUCACACCUUUCUUGUUUCCUAUUGGGUUCGAUGGGUUCUUGACCUUUUCCUUUUGCUGGAUUUGUCUGGAUUUGUGGCACUUCUGCUAGUUUACUGGCCAGAAAUGUGUGGUGGACUGUGGAUGCACCAUGUCCAGUGCAUGUAGAUGUAGCGCAGCUGCCCUUCUGUUCUUGAGCACUGUGUAUCUACCUCAGUGGGUGGACUGUCAGCCCAUCUCAGGGAGUCGUGUCAGUCGCAGGGAUUGAGGUCUGCCCAUUUCGCUCCUUCUUCUGCUUGUCUCUUUUCUGUUGUGUCUUGUCCUCCUGUGGCCCACACACACACCUGUACCUACAAAACCUCAAUGCUGAGUCUGUUUUGGCCUUUUCACCUGUUACAGCUGUUUCUUUUCUUCCUCUUGCUGGUGGUUUUUCAUUUUUUUUUUUUUGGGGGGGGGGGAUUUGAGGUAAGACAUUUACCUCUUUUGAUGUAACCACACAAAACAUAAGAACUUUGUAAAGGGCUCAUUUUUUUCCACUGUGCUUUUUUUCGUCUCAUUUUCAAAAGAGUAGAGGGGUUGAGUAGGUGGGGUCAAGUUGGGUGGGGGGUCCUGCAUUCUUUAUGUUGAAAGAAUGGAUGUGUUGCACAUCUUGAAGCAUGGCUGCCGUUGGGGUUUUGUUUUAUAUUGCUAUGCUAGUUGUCAUCAGUGAAGACACUAAUGAUGAUGGCUUUUUAGCCUUUUGCAGUGUUCUGCAUGAAUUUCUGUCUUCUUACAUUUUGUCUUUUUUAUAGAGUUCUUUUACAUGUCUUAAAAGUUACUUUAGUUGUCUAGACUUGUGUCCACUUCCUGUUGUCCUAGAUUGCUAUUCUUGUACAGCUGCAAAUUAUGUGCUGCCAUAGGGUUGUGACUGUGCAUUGGGCAGUCUUCACAAAACACGAGGUGGGGGAAUAUGAUCUGGUCUUAACAAACAGUAAAAUGCUGGCAAAGUUAGGUUAGUAUUUUAGCAGUAAAGAUAGGGUUGCAGCCCUAUGCUCUACUGGGGGCGAAUAGGAACAAGAAGAAGGAAGAUAUGAUUAGCUGUGGAUUAUAAAAAAAGUAUUAAGGUCGGGAAAAUUUGUAAAAUGCUUGGCUGGAAUUGUUAAUAGUUCAGAAGGUAUGACAAAAUUAACUGUAAUAAGAAAGACGAGACUUGAAAAUGGCUUUAGUUAAUAUGAGAUCUGAUAAGACUACCAUGCAUAUUAGAGUCAUAAUGUUUCUGAAAGCUUUUGAUAUUAAGGUGAUCAAAGAAAGUGUUAAGGAGAGAGUUUACUGAUCAUACCACUUCACAAGAGUUAGCUAAGUAUGGACAAAGCUAAAACAGAAAGGCUAAGUUUUAGUUUAGACAACGCAGUCAACCCACCUAUCUAAACAGUGACGGGGCAAACAUUUUGAUUUGCUUGCGGAUAAUUUUUCAGUAGAGAAGAAGUGUUGUGCUUUCUGUGUAAUUUUUAGAAAAUGUGAGAAUAUUUGUGGAUCUGACUGCAGGUAUGCCCUGCAUCCUCCACCACCACCACCAACCACCCACACCCUUUUUUUUAAUUUUGUUUUUUGACUGAUGUGAAAUAUAUGGAUCCUGUUAUGGUGUCCUUUCUUGCCUCCGAUUCAGUCCUUUGCUGAAAAAUGGUCUUAUGUUUGUAGGCAUGGAUUUUCUUCAGCAGAAUUCAUUUGAAAAAUGCAGCAAAGUGAUGUUUCCAUUCUACUGAACAUCCGUUUUCACAGUCUGUUUUUGUUAUAUGUUGUAAAGGUUUUAACGGUUUGUGUACAUGUUUGCUUUCACAUGUAUUUGAGUUAUAUUUGGGCAGGGAUGUGUGUCUUGUGGGGAAAGGGCAAUUACAAAUCUCUUUAUCUUAGAUUGCAAAUAAGCAGAAGUAAAAUGGCUGCUAACUUCACACAACUCUCCAUCCUCAACAGUUUGGCAAGAUUUUUGUAGUUUUUUUUUUUUUUUUAAUAUUGACAGUUGUCUGAUAUUGACCGAUAUCUGAGUGAGAAGCAAAGAGUGGCAAAGUAGAAUCUUAAUAUACUGCUGUAGAACAACUUGAGAUAUAGACCAAAACUAGAGGACUUUUUUGUCAACUAGGUUCCGUAUGUAACUCAAGAAAUCAGAAGGCAGUAUCUCAUGAAUGCACUCCUACUAGAAUUUUGAACAUUAUUGCAUUAUUUCAGUUUUAUUCAAUAAAUAUUUGGAUCCUGAUUCCUGAUUCCCACUUUCACUGGUAACAGGCAAGGAACUGGGGAGGCAAUGACUUUAGUGUUGUGUUGGUUAACCUUUACUUAUUACCUCCUAACACAUUUGAUGGGUGUCAUGUUUCAAGAUGUAUACCUUGGAUUGCAUGUAAUUGUUACGGUCAUUUUUUCCUCCCGAAUAGGAGGGCAGGCAGCAAACUUUGAGAAAGCAUUAUGAUGAACUGUAUCUGUCAUUUUGUUGAACUGUGUCAGUCUCUCUGUACAAGCUCUUGCAGCUCUCAAGUGGUGACUGUCUGACCAGGUGUGCAGUGUCAAGAAGCCCUUGGAUAGCUUGCAUCCAUCUUGGAUUUCAGAGUAAUCAUAUAGUGACUUAUAAUACUUAUUCAUGUGAAUUACAACCUUGACAACUAAGUUUGUAAAACUGCUGUACCACUCCUCUGCCAAUUUAUGUUGAACUUGAAUUCAUAAUGGUGCAGAUUCAAUUUUUAAAAUAGUUGAGUUGAAGAGAUCUGGACUCUGUAGAUCAUGUGGUGCUGUACGUCCAUUGUUGUUUUUGGUUUUUUUUUUGGGGGGGGGGGAUUUUUUUUUUUUUUUUUUUUAUUAAAGAAGAGAGAUAAUUUGUCGCUCUAGUUAAUUGUUGUGGCUGAAGAUCUCAAGAGAUUCCACAAAGAUAGACAUAAAUAUCCAACAUUUCCCAGCAUUAAAUCCUAGCAAUGAAAUGGUAGAAAUGAAGAGAAGUUCAGAUAGCUGCACACCAGGUCAGAUGACUUGCACACUAUUGUUAUUAUUAUUAUGGAAAACCUACAUGUACUUUUUCUGUCUCUGUGCUAAAUUUGUGGGUACCGACAUUGUCAUGUAUGCCUCCCAAACCAUCACUACCAGCCACUUCCAGACUUUCUCUACUCGGGCCCUAUAUAUUUUUUGUGAUUUGUGCCAUGCCCUUAUUCAAUCGAAACUUGUGGACUGUUUCAGAACUCUCAGGGGAGGGCAGAGGUCCUGUUUUGUAUUUAGGGAUAUCAUUCAGAAAAUGUUGGAACAGUCUUAGACAAUGAUCACAUGCUUACCCCUCUGUUACUUCGUUCACUUGCUGCUUGAUAAUAAACACUACUUCUCUAUCCUCUGCAACCAUAGGUACACUUUUCUGGAUGUUUUGGAUUGUUCUCCUUGCCCCCUUUUCUUACAUCCUGUCUGCCUCUCUCAUUCUUUCUCUCUCUGAAUUGAUGGGGGUAUUUUUAACAGGCGCUAAAUUUUAUGUGUAUCUGGAAUGUUUUUGUCAUGUACUUUUUAGGGGCUUGGUUUCUGCUCCUUUUGUGGUAAUGAUAUUAUGAUCCUUCCCUUCUCCUAACAUAAAUUUCCAUUUUUGAGGGCUAGUUUGAAUAAGCAAGUAGUAGUGGGAGGAAGAGGGUUAAAUUGGUGGCAGGAAGUUUUUACUCAACAGUAAGCACACCUUCCUCAACUCUCCAGAUUUUUCUGAGCAAAAGAACAGAAUUUUAGAACAAAAUUUAACAGGUCCAUCUUUAACUUGUACUGUGGAAUCUGAAAAAGAAAUCAGAAAGCAAAAAGCUAUAGGAAGGGAAAAAACUACUCUUUUAAAAGUUCCCUUUAUUAUUAAAUAUUUCUUGGAUUGUAUGAACUUUGGUGUCAUUUAGUUAUGCAUCUCUGUGUGCCCUAAUGGGAAAAAAAUUUUUAGUGGGUAAAUGGAUUGCUUUAAAAAAGAAAGAAGAGCAAGACUAAGAAAUAGACACUUUGGUUUUAGCUGUACCAGAACUGGUGCUGUUCAAAGCAUCCCAGAAAAAUGACCAUUAUAUAACUACAUAUAUUGCCAAUAAAAUCUCAUAAUGUUUAUUUUUGAUAUUUAGAUAGUAUAGUGAACGAUAAAGGCAAAAGGGGAUGCUUUUAUUUGGUUAAUUUUGAACAUAAAAUCAAAACAAAAGUCUUGACAUUGGAGCCAUUUAAAAUAUAACUUUUGGUCGUCAUAAAAUGUAACCUUUAUUCAGUCAGUGGAGAGCAGGGUUCUGCUUAGCAACACAAGUCUAAAUUUAUAAAAAAAAAUAAUUCAUAUUUCUAACAGAGAAAAAUGCCUCUUCCGAUAUUUGUGUUCAUUUAGUAGAAAAUAUAUAAUUAGUAACUAAUAACUAAAAUUAUUUUUUAAUAAGAAUCCCCUACAGCUUCAUGUUAUUCAAGAUGAGAUAAACAUUAGCUGUAUCAAACAUAAAUUUUACUUAAAUGUAUUUUUAUCUCGGUCCCAGUGUAAACUGUUACAGUGGCGAUCAAAGUAUAUGUUUAAGCUUUUUUACCUCUUAAUGUUACCCUGGACACAGGAGUCAUGUCUGUUUUUUGCAGCUGUGCUUCACUUUUAGGGGGCUCUCAUUAACAUUGUUCAUGAUUUUUCAUAGUUUAUUUUUUCCAUUCAGUUUUCUUGCUUUCUGACCCAAACACCUUAAGGUCACCAUCUGCACGUUAACAUUAACCAUGUCAUAUCCAGAUAGCUGGGACCUUGGCACAGUUUGACCUUUGAAGUGAAAUGGAACUACCUCAGGCGCUAGCCUAGCGCCAUCUCUAUUGUGCAUAUAAUUAACCACCAUUUCAGGUGUUAAUAGAUUCCUCAUUUAUGUUAUCAUCAUUGUUUAUCCCUUUUUUAAUGACCUGUUUGUUAGACUGCUUCUGUAUUAAAACUCUGUUGAGGCUUCACGGCCAGGGCAGUUUGUGUUUCUCCUCCUCCACUCUCUCCUGCUUCUUCUUUCUUUUACUUUAGAACCUGUCACCUGUACUUACUCCUCCUUUUGCUUUCACCGUUUUUUCCUUAACGGGAAGCUUUCAAUAUACACUAUCCUAAAGUUGAAAUUAACCUUCAGAAUCGAUCAUUAAUUCUUUUUCUACUACUAUUUAUCUCCCUUUAUUUCAUCUCGGAUUUUGAAGUUGCAAAACAUUAAGCCCUUUCAAGUGAUUAACAUUUGCUUGUAAUAGGAGAGCCAGUCAAGGAUAGCUUAAACACCCAAGAAGCUAGCAUCACAAUAAGUAGCUGCAGUACAGAAUCAGCUUCACAGUAAAUAAGUUUUCUAAAUUUCAUUAACACUAGACUUCAAAAUUGUCAUUACCUUUUCAUGGAGUUGGAAGGCACAUAACAUUCUUCAUUUGCUUUGCUGUCUCCUGAUGGUCAUGUUUUUAAGAGGCAUGUAAAAGGAGAUGAUAAAAUUGCUGUACAAAGAAAUUUCAAUUAAAUUGUGGGUUGCAUGUUUCGGUGUAAACUAAAUGCAUGGGGAUUUAUAUGUGCACUGCAAUUCUGUCUGAAGUCCACCUUUGAAAUUGGAAAUAUAGGGGAUGGGAACAAGUGAAUUACCUUUUCUCUAUUUUAAAAUGUAUAGAAAUAACCAUGAUGCUGUAGUCCAUAUUUUUCUGCACAUACAUGCAGUUACCUAGUUGUGUAUGGCUACCUCAAAGACUUAGUGUAGGACUGGAUUGUCUUUUGCUCUUAAUCUUCCUUUGAACAUGCUAAAUAAUGAACAUUGUUUCACCCAGCUACAUAAAAUCAGUUUUAAAAAAGAUAGUGUCGUAGACAUGUUGGGUUUGUAAAUGUUGUCCAGAAACUUAACCAGACUAGUGAUGCUAAUGCAGUCUCUAGGAAGAUGUUAAGCAUGCAGCAUCCAUCCAGUCCUCAUGCUGCUAUUAUCAGUACCCUCUAUUUCUGGCAGCUGUCUUGUGACUUUGUGCUUGAUUUUUAAGCCAUAGAUGAUCCCACAGAAAUAAAAGUCAUUUUAUUCUUUAAAAUGCCCCCUACUCUUCCUCCCUUCCCACAUGCAUGCAUAUGCAUUGCUGUUGUCAUCUCUACAGUUGUGACAUAGUUGUUACAUUUCCUGUUAAAAAGUAACUAGCAGCAUUUCCUGAGUAACAGUGACCACAACAAUCUUGCCCUAUGGUGCAUUCUCAGCUUUCACCUCCAUCAUUGAUUUCUGGUUGAACAGAGCAAAUGGAGAACAGAUUGCUAAUUUAGCAUGUUCAAGGAUAGAUGAAAUAAAGAUAAUUCAGCACCACACAACGCUUUUAUUCUUGAUGUUUGGAACCAGACUUCGUGCACUUGUACUUUUGAGUUUAUAGCAGAUUAACUGUUCUUAUGCUCUUUUUGAAGUCUUGAGGUCUGCAGCCAGAUCUCUGUGCACAUGUAUGCAGUUUUUACAUCUACUUAACAGUUCUUACACUCUUGUAAAGUUUCAAGAGGUGUAGGUUACCUGUGUGCUACGGGUCUUUAUUUGUCUGAAGUUUGUAGGCAAAUAAAAAAUAUAUAUAUUGGCAUUUAAUAGCAAGUGAGUCUGACUGUUGUUUUUUUUAUAAUUAUUAUUAUUUUUCUGUGGUGCAUUUUUGAAAAUAUUUUGAUGUCUGAAAUGACUUCUGGCAUGUUUUGGAGAGAGUUGAGUUUCUGAGAGUGCUGGACCAAGUGGACACUGUCCAAGUGGAUAGUGCUUGAGGGAAGAGGGUGCAUGUUUAUCCUGUCAGAUCUAGGGUUAUCAUUAAAUGAGAGGCUUUGUUUUUCCUGUUAUUUAUUUUGCUACUUUUAAAGCGAAGUUAAUGUGGCAGUUAUAAUAAGUACUGAGAAGGAUAGGAACAAAGAUAACACUUUGAUAAGAGACUGGAAAACUACCAAAGUGGUUUAUGCUUGCAGUCAUGUAUUUUGAGGGAACAUUAGAACAGCUUGAAAACUACCAUAUGUGCAAAGUUCAUUUCCAGAUGCUUUUAAGUCCAAUUACAAGACUGAAUUGUGAUUAUUUUAAUAUAGUGAGGAUCAGGUAUCCAGACUGUAGAUCUCUUCUUGGACAUAAUGUUCUUUCUCAGCAUCUGACACCUCUUUACAAGGCUGGCUGCUUUACCAUGAUACAGCUUUAAAUACUGGCUUAGCCUAAAACACCCCUAAAUAUUGCAGAAAGAGCAGUCUACUCCUAAUCACACUGUAAAAAUAAAUUAACUGUAGAUCAGAGCCCACAAGAUGAAGAUUAACCUGAUCAUUGUGUUUUAGGCUAAUAAAACAAAGUGGGACUUGUGUGAAAAGUUAAGUUACUCUUCUCAUGAAGAAAUAAUAUCAAAGGGGUAGAUUUCAUCAAAGGAUUAAUGUUUUUAAAUGGGUUUUCUUUUAGAUGACUUUUCUCCCAUCAAUGUUCCAUAAUCUUUCCCAUCUGCUGCCGCCAUUUUAGAAUAUAUUUCUCACAGCUAAUAUUAGCCAUGAAGACAAAACUUCCCUGGUAUCCAGAAUCCUGAGUAACUUAUAUGGCUCACCAGCCAGAAUAUUAUAUAUAUAUUUUUUUGAUGGCUAAAAAGAUGUUAAAAUAUACAGGGUCAUUGAAAGAUAUACUUUAUGCAUCUGUAUCAGUUUUAAAAAAAAGCUUUGUAGAUAAUCAGGUAUUAUAGGAAACUUGCAUGCAGGAAAUGGAAUGUACAAUACAGCUUAGGCAAAACCAGUAACUUAUACUGCAGGUGAUGUUUAAGAUUUAAAAUAUUUCCUAGCACCCUUUUCACCUCUGAUCUUUGUGGUUUUAUUCUCUGUGAGGACUCUAUUCACAGUGCUUAUUACUUUGUGCCAAGUCUCUUUAGUCCUAUUCAACCAAUCCACUCAUUUCCAUAGCUUCCCUUUCUUCAUUCCAGCUUAGUGUUAGAUCCAACUGGCUGAAGUUUUGAGAAUAAAUGUCAACCAGGUCAAUCUGAAUCUUCACUCACUGGAUUACAACAGGGGUUUAAGCUGGAAGGUAGUAACCCAUAGUUUAGUGUGUAUCCUUUAGUUAUCAUUACCUGCAUCUUAACAGUAUAGAGAUGUGUUUUAUGAAGAGUAUUAGGAGUGCAUGUGUGCAUGAAUUUUUCCUAUGCUAUAAAUGUAUUUUGAAACACAUUUUUACCUCAGCAUCUCAGGUUGAUUUAUCAGAAAACCAAAAAUAAAUUUUACAAAAAUGUUCUGCAGCCAUAAAAGUUUACUCUGUUUUGAAUUCAAAUCUUAUAGCAGAAAAUGUUUGGACACUCAUUUUGAUCCCUUCCAGAGGUUGAAUAAAAUUGGGAAAUUAAUAGUAAAAGCUGUCGGUUGCUUUUGGUUUUUUUUUUUGACAGAUUUUUUUUUUUACUAUUAAGAACUUUUUUUCUGCCAGUUAUAUUUCUUCUCCCUCACUAAAAUUUCCUGUUCACUCCUCUUGCAGGUUAGAAAAGUAACAAAAUCGGUCAUGAACCAUGGCAGAAAUUUGAUGUUAUCAUUAUUUUAGUGGUUUGUCGUUCAGGCUUCUAAGAAUUUCUGAAAUCUUGUUUCUUGAUGGACGAAGGUGUGUUCCUAACAUUUAAAUUUUUACUGUCAGAAAGAAAACAGAAGGAAAGGGAGAUUAGAGUAAGGCUGGAAGGUGUGUAUGUCCCCAACCAGACUGAUGUUAUUUCCAUCAUCUGUCAUAUAUGCUUCUCAGUAUAAUAAAAGCUGCAUUAUGUAUGUGCACACAUCUAACUGUAACUCUGUUAUGUCAGCAGACCCAGAUUUUAUUUUUUUACCAGUAAUGUCAUUCAAUGCUAUCUUACGAUCAACCAAGCAUCAGUCAGUAGGGAAGUUGAGCAGUAAACUUUUAUGACAUCACAGGCAAAACCCUGAUCAGGGACUAAGAUGUUUGGAGAAUGAACACUAGUGAGUAGAUGAAGGUUCUUGCUCUUGCCUAACUUCUGUCCUAAUUAUAUCACGUUUUCCAUCUUCCUUUUCUUAAAGUUCAACAACAGUCAUGCUCUAAUUGUCUCAAUCUACUAUUGUUUAUACUCUGUUUCAGGCAUCAUCUCCUUUUUUAACUAUAGGUUUAUGUGUAUGCUAACAGCUUUUACGGAUCUGGGUUUAUGAGUAGACAUCUAAUAGGUUUUAAGGAUUUUUGCUGCAAAAAUCUUGUGACUUUUGCAUCCAUUAGAAAACCUGGUAACUAAGUGGCAUGCAGUAAUAUAGACAAAGUUUUAAGCGCUGCAGUCGCAGACCGGUAUCUUUUUUUUUUUUUUUUUGUAGGGGAGGGGACAAUUGAAGAGAGCCGCACCUGAUUUUGCCAUCUUCCUUCCACUAAAUCUCUGUCAUCCACAAAUCACCUGCCCUUCCAGUCAGUAACUGAAUUGGGAACAGCAAUAAGCAUAUAAUGCGGUUUGCAUUUUCAUUAUUAUUUGCAGGUGUCAUGUAUGUGGCUUUCUCUCUUACUCCUUGCCCUGGCCUGAACCUCAACCCCACCACCACGUUAUCAUGUUCUAGUUGAGAGCCGCCCCACCCACUUCACUUUUUUUUUUUAUAAAGUUCAUUUGCAAUGUGUUGGUCGCGUAAUAUAUUACCUACCCUACCAGAGCGCAUUGCCAUCUGAGAAACAGAAGGUAGUAGGUUGUUUCGACCUGUUGAUGUCAGUGACUCCAUAUUACGGUGUAGUGAUGUAAGUAACGUGGAGCCACUGACCUCGCUGUGGCGACGCCUGCUGGCGAUAGCCAACAACAGAUACUGUAGAGACGGGGAGGCGCGCAGUGUCUUCUUGUCUGUUCCUGUAAUAAAAAUAAACAUUAAAAUUAAAAAGAAAUACUCACGAGACAUGUGUCGAUCA
Pomacea canaliculata is the source of this 19244-nucleotide messenger RNA. RefSeq names its product protogenin-like. The record is from RefSeq and is a predicted model, not a curated record. Lineage: Eukaryota; Metazoa; Mollusca; Gastropoda; Architaenioglossa; Ampullariidae. The transcript has 21 exons. Gene Ontology annotation, molecular function: protein binding. The coding region runs from base 69 to 4001 and encodes 1310 amino acids. Gene Ontology annotation, biological process: cell-cell adhesion.